GAGGCGGCUGGCUUUAAAUGGGGGCCGACUGGCGGCUCGGGGACAGUCUACCGCGGGGGGGAGUGCGACCUCCGUUCGCCGCGCGGAGAAUCGGCUGGGGCGGCCCCCAGGCAAGUUCGCCCCGAGAGCGGGUGCCACGGGCCGAGAUGCUCCUCCGGGACCUGGUCCUGCGCCGUGGCUGCUGCUGGCCCUCGCUGCUGCUGCACUGCGCGCUCCACCCGCUCUGGGGCUUCGUGCAGGUGACACACGGCGAGCCCCAGAAGUCCUGCUCCAAGGUGACUGACAGCUGUCAACACAUCUGCCAGUGCCGGCCCCCUCCCCCGCUGCCGCCGCCGCCCCCGCCCCCGCCGCCUCCCAGACUGCUCUCUGCCCCAGCUCCCAACUCCACCUCGUGCCCCCCGGAGGAGAGCUGGCGGUCGGGGCUGGUGACCGUGGUCGCGGUAUGCUGCGCCUCCCUGCUGUUCCUCACUGUGCUCGUCAUCAUUUGCUACAAAGCCAUAAAAAGGAAACCCCUGAGAAAGGAGGAGAAUGGCACCAGCCCUGCUGAGUAUCCCAUGACGUCCUCGCAGAGCAGCAAAGGCGUGGCCGUGAACAGCGCCGUGGUGUGAGUCUGCGGCCCUGGACCACGGGCCAGAGGGGCACCUUGGUGGCACGAGUGGACACAAGCUGACACUGGGCUUGUCCAGGACUUCAUUGUCUUGCUGGCCUCGAGCCUGUCGAAGGAGAAACCACGCUCUUCCCAGCCUCGCCGCUGGGCCGGGGCGGCGCGGGCCCCAGGCUGAGCCAGGCGCACCUGCAUGCAGCCCCGGGGCGGCGCCAGCGCCCGACGCUCUCCGCAUCUCUCGUCUCGUGUGUGACCCGCUGUCUCCCAGCUACUGUCUAAAGCACGUGCCCUGUCGAACGCAGAGGGCCGGUCUGUCUGCUGAGGGGGGAGGCAUCCCCCUUUAGCCAAAAGAAAGGCAAUCCAGGGGCUUCUCCCUGCCAGAAAACCUCUCCCCUGCCCCCCACCCCCGGAUGCCCACCUGCUGUUCCCUUGACUAUGCCCUCCCCAACAGAAGCCAUUGACGCGGCUGUGAGACGUCUCCUUCCUAAGGUGCUUCCCACACAUGUCUGCCACCCCAUCUGCUCUG
This is a messenger RNA of Phyllostomus hastatus (greater spear-nosed bat), 1130 nucleotides long. RefSeq names its product proline rich membrane anchor 1 (gene PRIMA1). The coding region runs from base 18 to 608 and encodes 196 amino acids. The transcript is spliced from 5 exons. NCBI's taxonomy places the organism in Eukaryota, Metazoa, Chordata, Mammalia, Chiroptera, Phyllostomidae. The record is from RefSeq and is a predicted model, not a curated record.